Molecule: messenger RNA, 456 nt
Organism: Penicillium paradoxum
Lineage: Eukaryota; Fungi; Ascomycota; Eurotiomycetes; Eurotiales; Aspergillaceae
Exons: 1
Coding region: 1-456 (151 amino acids)
Source: RefSeq, a predicted model, not a curated record
AUGUCGAACUCCGAGGUUGACUCUUUGGAUCUCUAUGUGGGCUUCGGCCAAAGGAGAGCUAACUGGGGCCUACACUGGAUACUUUUGCUCGCUAGCCCUGGUUCGAACAGUUGUACAUGGUAUCAUGUCAUUGGAGGCCCUUCAAAAGACCAGGAAUAUGAGUGUAAGAUUCAAGCCGGGAAGCGAAUGGACAGUUUCGGUAUCUCGAAGAAAGAAUUGAUAUGCAGCAUCCCGGAAAGCAAAAUCGGCAAAGUCAAGUCGGCCGUAAAAGCAGUGCCUCUGCAACCAUGCCAAAGAUGGACUGUGGAAGCACUUGCCAAGCUUGAGCACAAAGGGUUGAUUCCUGUGGGCACCAGCGAAAAGUAUCGCUCUCAGAUGGAGCCUUCUCGUAUUGUAAGGACUGAAAAUGGCUGGGCCGUUGCUGAUAAAGUGCCUGUAGAUGAAUCGGCUGAAUGA